CGGAUGCGGAUGCGGAGGUGGCGGCGGCGGUGGCUGCGGCGGCGGCGGCGGCGGCUGCGGAUGCGGAUGCAGAUGCGGAUGCGGAGACCAGCCGGGGCUCCGAGGGGAACCCGGACUUUCCUAUGGCCUCGCUGUACGUGGGCGACCUGCACCCUGAAGUGACAGAGGCGAUGCUGUAUGAGAAGUUCAGCCCGGCGGGGCCCAUCCUCUCCAUCCGCAUUUGCAGGGACAAGAUCACCCGCCGCUCGUUGGGCUACGCGUACGUCAACUACCAGCAACCGGUGGACGCCAAGCGGGCCCUGGAAACCCUGAACUUUGAUGUCAUCAAGGGCAGGCCCGUGCGCAUCAUGUGGUCCCAGCGGGACCCCUCGCUCCGCAAGAGUGGGGUGGGCAACGUCUUCAUCAAGAACCUGGGCAAGACCAUCGACAACAAGGCGCUGUACAACAUCUUCUCGGCGUUUGGCAACAUCCUGUCCUGCAAAGUGGCCUGCGACGAAAAGGGGCCCAAGGGCUACGGGUUUGUGCACUUCCAGAAGCAGGAGUCCGCAGAGCGGGCCAUUGAUGCGAUGAAUGGCAUGUUCCUGAACUACCGCAAAAUUUUCGUUGGGAGAUUCAAGUCGCAUAAAGAGCGAGAGGCCGAAAGGGGAGCCUGGGCCAGGCAGUCCACCAGUGCUGACGUCAAGGAUUUCGAGGAAGACACCGAUGAGGAGGCCACCUUGCGAUGAAGACAUGCCAGGAACGAGCCAGCCAGCAGAGCCAAACCUUGGCUCCCACCCGGCUUCCGAAAUGUCAUCUUCAGUGCCUGCAGUGUAUCGAUGGAUCUUUAACAUUUCUGAAUCAAUCCCGCAUUGUUGGACAUUCAGGUGGUGCCUAGUUCUUUCCUUGUGUUUAAACCCAACACUGCAUACUCUGAUGAAUGAAUCCUUCCUUGUCAAGCCAAAUCGCUAGCCUACCGGAUGGUCUUCUUAACUGUGGACUUGCAGGAUCCACAAUAAAAUAUCCUUGCAGGAUAUUUUAAAGACUUUUCCUGUGUGUUGCCAAAUGGCCCCUUCAUAAGCAUUGUACUGAUUUGCAUUCAUGCCAGCCAGCGCAGCUAGUAAAAAGAGUAUGUCCAUUUCCCCUGCAUAGUCUCCUGGUCACUGUAAUUGAUGUGUGUGUGUGUGUGUGUGUUGUGUGUGUGUGUGUGUGUCUGUGUGCGCUUGCGUGCAUGUGCGUGUCUUGGCCAGCUUGAUGGGCUGCAAAUGGUAUUUCGCUGUUUGGGGUUGUUUUACUGGAUGUAAAUGCUCUUUAUCACCUCUUUUUCCUGUGCCUGCUUCCUGCCCUUUUUUUCCCCAUUCUCAGAAAAAUCAUUCAGCUUCAUUGCAGGGAAAAAUUAAAAAGCAGACAAGUUAACAGAAGAAAUUUAAUGUCCCCCCAAUCAAUUCUAAUCACCACCCAUAUCAUUCUGAAACUUUUUCAUACAUAUGUCUGUAAUAUUUUCCAAGAACUACCUGAAACAUUUUUGGCUAUAUCUCUCUAGUAUUUUUUUGCAUAUGUCAUAUAUGUAUAUAAGAAUGUAUAUACUGUUUUUAUAUCUGCUUUUUCACAGAAAAAUGUGUGUGUAUAUAUGUUUAUACACACAUACUCUAUUUCAUUUCAUGUCAUUAAAGUUACUUUUAAAAAUAUUUCCUCUGGCUGUUAAUAUAACAUUGAAUUGACGACUCAAUAGAUGGACAGAGGCAUUAGGUAUAUGUGCAUAUAUAUCCAUGUCUCUAUGUCUGUUAGUGUCCAUGUGAGUAUAUAUAUUUUAACUGUUUCCUAAUUGUUUAACAUCUAGUUUGAUACUUCUUUUCCUUUAUCCAAACAAAGUAGCCAAAAUCAUCAUAGUGCACAAUCUUUGCUGACUUUCAAGAUAAUUUUCUGAGAAAAAAAUACUACUAAAAGAUAAACUGAAGUUGCAAAGAUUUGGGCUGACCUUGUCAGG
This is a messenger RNA of Zalophus californianus (California sea lion), 1963 nucleotides long. It is a transcript of the gene PABPC1L2A, whose product is annotated as poly(A) binding protein cytoplasmic 1 like 2A. Lineage: Eukaryota; Metazoa; Chordata; Mammalia; Carnivora; Otariidae. The transcript has 2 exons. Gene Ontology annotation, molecular function: poly(U) RNA binding; mRNA 3'-UTR binding; poly(A) binding. The record is from RefSeq and is a predicted model, not a curated record. Gene Ontology annotation, cellular component: ribonucleoprotein complex; cytoplasmic stress granule; cytosol. The coding region runs from base 123 to 725 and encodes 200 amino acids.